AACGCUUACUGUUACUAAGGGACAAGUGCAGACUAGUGUUUACAUCCAAAUUUUUUUUCAAAUAGUAGCAAAGAGCUUCUGAACUUUGAAGAAAUCUUAUUCAACAUUUGUGUGAGUGAUAAGUUGAACAUUUGACGCCUACAAACAGCGAUGGAUAGAAUGGAAGAGAUGAUCAAUGAGCCAGCGCAACGAAACUCGGUCUGCGUCUUUACAAACUUGACCGCAUCGUGAGUGUUGAAACAAAAUUGCUGUUUUAGUUUUCCUCUGUUGAGACGCAAUGAUGCAUAGAGAUUAGGGGCGAGGAGUGGAUGGGAGGGGGGAUUAAAGAGAAAAGGAAAUGUUAAAAGAGUGCUGGCGUAGCGUUGUUGGUCAACUCAUUGUGGACGAUCAAAAAGUAGAAGAUUUCGGGAAACUUUUGUUGUUAUGGUUGCUAGACAAUGUGCCAAACGCCAAAAAACCGUUUAAAAAAUUUGACGCCAACGUCACCAAAGCCAGCCUGACCAAGAAUCCAGUGUUUCUCAAUCAUUGCCGGAUGGUAGGAAUGUACCUCGGCCAAAUGGUCGAACUCCUUGAUAAGCCUGUAGAGCUGGAGAUGUUGACACAUCAGGUAGCUAUCAACCAUCUUUCCAUGAAGCCUAGCGUGGGAACUGCUUACUUCGAUCCAUUCCAAGAAAAGUUCCCCAGGUUUAUGUCAGAAACGCUGCAGAAACCAUUGGAUGAUCCGCUCAUUAAGGCAUGGGACAAGUUCUUAAUGGUCUUGACAGGCAAAGUGAAAAAAUCAGAGAAAAUGAUUGCCAAGUCCCAAAAGUGCGCUAUGUGCUGAGUACACACACCAAUAUCAAGCCAGACAAUAAAUAAUACCUGCACCAUCUGUUACUAUUAAUGUAUCAAUUUAGCUGGCCAGUAUAGAUUUCUUCACCAGACCAGCCUGACCAUAGCAUCUACACUUAUCAUCAGAUUAUGCAGUGGACUGAUUCAGGCACCACUGGAUAAGAAGCCUUUCAAUCCAUUGCUGUGACCACCAAGUAGGAGAAUCAACAAAUGCAUUCAUCUAAUAAAAUCAAUAAAUGAAUAAAUUUUGUAAAAAAGUC
This is a messenger RNA of Biomphalaria glabrata, 1091 nucleotides long. RefSeq names its product globin-like. NCBI's taxonomy places the organism in Eukaryota, Metazoa, Mollusca, Gastropoda, Planorbidae. Gene Ontology annotation, molecular function: heme binding; oxygen binding. The record is from RefSeq and is a predicted model, not a curated record. The transcript is spliced from 5 exons. The coding region runs from base 338 to 823 and encodes 161 amino acids.